Messenger RNA from Zophobas morio, 1647 nucleotides. RefSeq lists its product as uncharacterized. The record is from RefSeq and is a predicted model, not a curated record. Bases 1 to 1647 code for a protein of 548 amino acids. The transcript has a single exon. NCBI's taxonomy places the organism in Eukaryota, Metazoa, Arthropoda, Insecta, Coleoptera, Tenebrionidae. Gene Ontology annotation, molecular function: protein dimerization activity.
AUGGUUGUGGAUCAUUUAGUCCCCUUAUUGAAAGAUAUCUUCGGUGAUUCGAAAAUAUUACAAGAUGUGAGAUUAGCAAGAACAAAAUGUAGCGAGGUUGUAAACAACGUUGUUAGCAAGCAUGAAACCAAUGUUUUAGUUAAAAAUUUGAAAAAUAACAAUUUUUCAGUAUUAGUUGAUGAGAGCACUGAUAUAUCAAAUCACAAAAACCUUUGUGUUUUAGUGAAAUAUUGUGAUAACGAUGACAAUAAGACUAAAACUAAUUUAUUAGAGUUAGUACCUUUAGAUGCUAAAGACUGCAGUGCAGAGAAUCUGUACAAUGCUUUUAAAGACUGUUUAUAUAAGCACAAUAUUCCAUUAACAAAUAUCAUAGGUAUAGCUUGUGAUGGAGCAAAUGUGAUGACUGGUCACACUAAUUCGUUUUUCAGUCGUCUUCAAGAUGACAUUCCACAUGUAGUAUUAAUGAAAUGUGUAUGUCAUUCUGCCGCCUUGGUGGCUAGUAAAGCUUGCGAAAAGUUACCACGAGGACCAGAAGAUCUAAUUAGGAAUAUAGGGUCUUAUAUUACUGGAAGUGCCAAGCGUUGUGCAAUAUUAGUAGAGUUCCAGACAUAUUUUCACCAAGAACAAAAAAAAAUCUUGAAGCUUGCAACCACUAGGUGGUUGAGUAGACACCAAUGUGUGGUGAGAAUCUUAGACAAUUGGACAUCUUUAGAACAUUUUUUUGUUACAGCAGCUGCUGAAGAUAAAUUAAGAUGUGCGGAAACUAUUCUCAAAGAUAUGAGAGAUGUGUACACCAAAGCAUAUCUUUAUUUUUUAAAAUAUGCUUUAAAUUUUUUAAAUGCAUUCAAUGCCCUUUUUCAAUCUAACGCUAUAAUUAUACAUCAACUCCAGGACAAUUGCAAUAGGUUGCUCUUGCAAUUGUGUAGUAACUACCUAAAAACAGAAGUGUGUUAUUGCAAAGAUUUGAGCGCCAUUAAUUUAGCGCAUCCAGAGUAUUUUGUAGAAUUGAAAAAUAUAAAAUUAGGUGCUGCAUGUGAGAGCUAUUUGCAAUCAGCACCACUGGCAGUCCAAGAAACAGUGAGGAAAUAUUGUUUAUCAUUUUAUGUUACUGCUGGAUCAGAAAUUCAACAGAGAUUACCUAUAUCCAACUCUAUAUUUAAAUCCAUGAAGUUUAUGGACCCUGAAAUAAUUUUUUCCCCAACAAGGCAUUCAGAAAUACAGCUCACUCCCUUAGUAAAUCAGUUUAAAAGUCUAAUUGAUGAAACACAAUUGUCUGUCGAAUGGCAAAAUCUACCAUCAUCUUUUAAUGAACAGGAAAGAAAAGACUUGAAAGUUAUGCCACUUGACAAAAUGUGGCUGGAAAUAGCAAAUGCUAAGAACUUUGACAAUAUCUUGAUGUUUCCAAAUAUAGGCAAAUUAGCUAAAGUAAUUCUCACAUUACCCCAUUCGAAUGCAGAAGCUGAGAGGAUAUUCUCUCUAGUGACAGACAUUAAGAGCAAGAAAAGAAAUAGAAUGGGUGAAAUUACUUUAAAUGCAAUGUGUGUCAUACGUAGUGCACUGCAUCAGAGCAAUAAAACUUGUGUUAAUUAUGCAAUAGUCAAUGAUAUGUUGAAACUGUAUAGCAAUUUUUACUCAUUUAAAGAGUGA